Molecule: messenger RNA, 1334 nt
Organism: Carya illinoinensis
Lineage: Eukaryota; Viridiplantae; Streptophyta; Magnoliopsida; Fagales; Juglandaceae
Product: traB domain-containing protein
Exons: 7
Coding region: 85-1218 (377 amino acids)
Source: RefSeq, a predicted model, not a curated record
CUAAAUUCUUAAAACACAAAAAAUUAGGAACACUCGCAUUUCUGAGAGUCGCAAAAGACCCACAUAGCUUUCUCAUUCUCAUCCAUGGAGACCCUCAAAUCAUCCUUCCCCAUCUUCACCACCAACCCAUUUUGCCUCUCCAAAAAGCCCCUAAAACCCUCCAAGGUUUCAAUCAAACCACCUCCACCAGACUUUGAUUUUAGAACCGAAAUCCUGGAUGAUUCAAGAACCAUAAUAGCCCAAACUUACCCUGAAUUGCUUGAUUUGGCUGAUACUGGGAGCUUGGUAUUGAUUGAGAAAAGACGGUAUGGUCCAGUACCAGCAUGGAGGACGGAGUUUGUGGAGCCGGAGAAGAUAUGGUUGGUCGGGACCACCCACAUAUCACGGGAAUCGGUUGAGGACGUUGAGCGCGUUUUGCGGGCUGUGAAUCCUGAUAAUGUGGUGGUGGAGCUAUGUAGAAGCAGAGCUGGAAUCAUGUACGCUUCCAAUGAUGGUGCGGCUGUCCAGCAAUUACGUUCAAAUAUGUUUUCUUUGAGUGGGACUGAAUUCUUUGGUGCAGUUGGUCGUAGCAUAAACUUGGGGGGUCAAACCGCUCUAGCACUACGUCUACUACUGGCAGUGUUUUCCUCAAAAAUCUCUUCAGAUAUCAACCGCCCUUUUGGUGAUGAGUUCCGUGCUGCUCGAAAAGUAUCUGAAGAAGUAGGAGCUCAAAUAGUUUUGGGAGAUCGUCCAAUUGAGAUAACGCUUGAAAGGGCUUGGAAUUCUCUAACAUGGACUGAGAAAUUGAGUUUAGUGACAUCAGUUAUUCGUGGGAUAACAUCAUCAUCUGAUAUGUCUAGGAACGGUCUCAAGGAGCCAAAUUCAGAUGAUAGCACCUUUCGACUCUACGAGCAGCUAAGUUUUUCAUAUCCAUCACUCCUGCAGCCUCUUAUACAUGAACGAGACACUUACCUUGCAUGGUCACUAAAGCGAAGCAAAGCUGUGAAUAACAGUAAACGAGUGGUGGGGGUGAUUGGAAAGGGGCACAUGAAUGGAGUGAUAUACGCAUUGGUAUCAGACCAAGGAAACUUGAGGUUUCGGGACCUUGCAGGGAAGAGGCCAGAUGGUGAUCCUGGCUCCAAUCGUUGGGUUGAUAGUCUUCUUAAGAGUUUGGUUAGAGACACUGUAAUUGGCAUUCUGCUGUGGGCAUUAUAUGAACAAAUAAAAGGUGGAGCCUAGAGUCGGGUGAAUGAUCCUCAUUUUCAACUAUUCUACUUUAUUUAUUCAAAAUUCUAUAAUUAUAAAUAUGCAUUAUUUAUGUUAUUUAAUAGAACAACUAACCAUUAAGUGUGUUA